CAGGUGGCGCUCGUGCCCAGAGGGAGGUGGCGGGCAUCUCAGAGCAGAAGUAGAGUCUUUUUAGGAAACAGACGACAUUAAGUUAGGUGGUCUUUUUAUCCUAAACCCCCGAAACAAUGCACAUCUACUUCUGUGGCAGUAUCCGCGGAGGGAGGCAGGAUGUGGAGGUUUAUCAGAGAAUUGUGAAGAAAUUACAGACUUACGGGAAAGUUCUGACGGAGCACGUGAGCCACGCUGAGCUCUCUGAGAAAGGUGAGGAUGCUACGCUGGACGGAGACAAGGCUAUCCAUGACCGAGAUAUGGAGUGGCUGACCUCGUCUGAUGUCAUAGUGGCUGAGGUGACGCAGCCGUCUUUGGGGGUAGGUUAUGAACUAGGUCGAGCCGUAGCCAUGAACAAGAGGAUUCUGUGUCUGUUCCGACCCUCAUCUGGCAGAGUGCUGUCUGCCAUGAUACGAGGGGCUGACUGCGGGUCAGAAAGCUCUCUUUUUAAGGUGCUGGAUUACACAGAAGAGGAGGUCGAAGGUAUCCUGGAGAAAUACUUCGGUGAACUCACCAAAAAAUAACACUGAAAUCACCAUUACUGUUAUACAUUAUCCAGCUCUAAGGACAAAGUUCAAGAGGCACUCAGCUAACCCACUUUUCUGAUUAGAUUACUUUGCCACAUGAUGGAUUUUUAAAAUGCUGAAAGUAAUUAAGACAUGUAUUAAUUAGGAGAAAAAGAAGUAUAACAAUGUAAAUGUUGUGUUUCUGUCUUUUCUAUUAAAGUUUUGCUGUUUGUUAUAUAACAGUA
This is a messenger RNA of Colossoma macropomum (tambaqui), 790 nucleotides long. It is a transcript of the gene dnph1, whose product is annotated as 2'-deoxynucleoside 5'-phosphate N-hydrolase 1. NCBI's taxonomy places the organism in Eukaryota, Metazoa, Chordata, Actinopteri, Characiformes, Serrasalmidae. Bases 117 to 563 code for a protein of 148 amino acids. The transcript is spliced from 4 exons. Gene Ontology annotation, molecular function: 5-hydroxymethyl-dUMP N-hydrolase activity. The record is from RefSeq and is a predicted model, not a curated record. Gene Ontology annotation, biological process: deoxyribonucleoside monophosphate catabolic process. Gene Ontology annotation, cellular component: nucleus.